GUUUACUCACUGUUUGCCCAAUAAAGCUGGCAAACACAGCCAUUUCGCUGCGGAAAUGAUCCCCCACAAUUUGAUAAACAUUUACGAUGACGUUAAAAGCACUGUGUCACAUAUGCAAAUGCUGAUCGAUUCGCCAUAAAUAAAACUGAUGGAUGUAGUCAGCUAAUUGGAGGGGUCUCCACCUGGUGGGGGAUCAUCUAGGGACCAGAUUCUAGGGGUUUAAAGUUCGUUCCCCUGGCACGCGUCCAUACGGAUUCCAUCGAGUGGAACUGAAUAUUCUCGUAGGGCCACAGGGUAAACAUGCACCAGCGAAUUUACACACUGUCGUUGAUCUUAGGAUAAUUGAUUGCCAUCCAACAUCACCUCCACUUCUAGCUACUUAGCACUUCGAGUGCGCCGACUAGUCGGCAAUUACGCUGCUCGGAGCUCAUCCGGCGGUUCGCGGGGAGUCGGGCCUGAGGCAUUCGGAUACUUAGGCCACGCCGCACGUACGCGUCUCUUUUGGUCCGAGCCGAGCUCGAUCUUGGCCAAUCCGUUAUAAAUAGACUCCGCCUGGCGUAGGCACCGCAUUUGCAGCUCAUCAGUCGGCGGGAGCCCAUCUGGAUAAUUGGCCAAAAAGUGGAUUUUCAAUCUGUGUCAACAAUUUAAACGUCUAUGUGCGGCACGUAGAUUUAAGAUUUAAAAACAUAAAAUAUUUGUGCAUUUUUAAAGUAAACUGAGUUUGCUUACUAAGGUUUAAGAUGAUUGUUGAAAAGAUGUUUGAACGUGCCACCAAGACGGAGCUUUGCACGGUGCUCGUCCUGCUGGCUCUGAGCCUGGCCAUCUACACCUUCUACGGCAACCUGCAGACGUACCUGCGGUCCGUGCUCCUGUCGCUGCGCCUCACGGGCCCGCCAUCAGUUCCCUUAUUGGGCAACUGUCUGCUAGUCACUGAGAAAGACCUGAUGCGGAAAUGGGCAGCUAAAGCCUUCGACCUUUACGGAUCGCUGGUGCGGGUAUGGGUGCUGCUGUUUCCCUUCUUCGCGGUUCUGCAGCCGGAGGACCUUCAGGUCAUACUCUCCUCCAAGAAGCACACCAACAAGGUCUUCUUCUACCGUCUAAUGCACAACUUCCUGGGCGACGGCCUGAUUACCAGCAGUGGCUCCAAGUGGAGCGAUCAUCGCCGGCUUAUCCAGCCUGCUUUCCACCUCAGUCUGCUGGAGAAGUUCAUCGACACCUUUGUGGACGCCUCGCAGUCGCUGUACGAGAACCUGGACGCCUCCGCUGCCGGUACGGAGAUAAACAUAGCCAAGUACGUGAACAGCUGUGUCUUGGACAUACUGAAUGAAGCGGUGCUGGGCGUGCCCGUGCGGAAGAAAGGAGACCAACUGGUCAACAUGGAGGAGUCCCCCUUCCGGCAGGGCAAGCUCAUGAUGCCCAGAAGAUUCACCCAUCCUUGGUUGCUGCUGGACGGGAUCUACCACUGGACGAAAAUGGCCAGCGACGAGCUGAACCAAAAGAAGCGCCUCAACGACUUCACCCGCCAGAUGAUCCAGCGGCGGCGACUAAUCCACAAGUCUAGCAACAACAACAACGAGCGAAAGUGCCUCCUGGACUACAUGAUCGAAAUCUCCGACAGCAAUCCGCACUUCGGGGAGGAGGACAUUGUAAAUGAGGCCUGUACCUUCAUGCUGGCCGGCCAGGACUCCGUGGGCGCAGCCGUGGCCUUUACCUUGUUUCUGCUGGCCCAGAACCCCGACUGUCAGGAGAGGUGUCACUUGGAGCUAGAGCAAAUCUUCGACAGCAGCAAUAGGGCCCCUUCCAUGGGAGACCUUAGGGAGAUGCGCUACAUGGAGAUGUGCAUCAAGGAGGCAUUGCGUCUCUACCCGAGUGUGCCGCUGAUCGCCAGAAAACUGGGCGAGGAGGUCCGUCUGGGGAACCACACUCUGCCUGCCGGAAGCAACAUCUUCAUCUGCCCAUAUGCCACGCACCGGCUGGCCCACAUCUACCCCGACCCUGAAAAGUUCCAGCCGGAGAGAUUCUCGCCGGAGAACUCGGAGCACCGCCACCCGUACGCUUUCAUACCCUUCAGUGCGGGGCCGAGGUACUGCAUCGGCAACAGAUUCGCCAUCAUGGAGAUAAAGACCAUUGUGUCCAGGUUGUUGAGGAGCUUCCAGCUGCUCCCGGUGCCUGGGAAGACGACCUUCGAGGCCACUUUCCGGAUCACUUUGAGGGCGUCUGGAGGGCUGUGGGUGCGCCUGAAGCCCCGGGAUCAUCCGAUCACCGCCCAUUAACUACCGUAUUCCCUAAAUUCGUUACUUUAACUUUAAUUAGUAUGGUAAAUAUGUAUAUAAAUCGAAACAAUAAUUUAAACACUUAGCUUCCUCUAGCCUAAGUACAUUCCCUCCGAGUGAGGGAGUGCGUCCGUGGGGCUAGAUGCCGGAUGUCGGAUAGAUGUAUCCUACUGUAAGUGGGUGUGUGGGGGUAUGGAGGUGGAUGUGGAUGUGUUGCUCGCAAUCGCUCGAAUCGAAUUCGCUUUCAUAUUCGAGUGUUUCGUAAUUAUUUUGUCUCGUGGGGUUUCAUUUAUAAUAUAUAUAUGGAUGUGUAUCCGCUCCGCUGUAUUUUAAAAUAAAUUUUAAAUUGUGUCGGCCCUAAACCGACCUAAUCUAGGACGUAA
This is a messenger RNA of Drosophila ananassae, 2656 nucleotides long. It is a transcript of the gene Cyp4aa1, whose product is annotated as probable cytochrome P450 4aa1. The record is from RefSeq and is a predicted model, not a curated record. Gene Ontology annotation, molecular function: monooxygenase activity; oxidoreductase activity, acting on paired donors, with incorporation or reduction of molecular oxygen; heme binding. Bases 741 to 2273 code for a protein of 510 amino acids. Lineage: Eukaryota; Metazoa; Arthropoda; Insecta; Diptera; Drosophilidae. The transcript is spliced from 4 exons.